CUCACUCGGUAAACUCCUCUCUCCCACUCAUGGAAACCCAACCCUCCGAGGAUACGUCCAUUAAUAAUCAAUACAUGGUUGAUAGUUCUCGCCCAUUUCGUUCAGUCAAGGAAGCCAUCUCAAUCUUCGGUGAGCUGUUUCUACAUAAUGAGAUCAACUCUUCUGAUCAAAAGCCUUGCACAAGUCCCAAAAGGGAAACAAAACGAACCACGUUCCUGCAGCUAUCACCAGCUUCGCCUCCAUUAUCGAAUCACAGGCUUGCUAUGGAUGACGAGUCUUCUUUGGCAAAUGCAUUGAAGAAGCUGGAAGCUGAACUGGAGGAAACGAAACGAGAGCUAAAAUCGCUGAAGGAGAAGGAGUCAGAAACCGUGAUAGCGUUGGCUUCACUGAAUGCAGAACUUCACGACAACAUGUCUAAGUUGGCAGAGGCCGAGGCUGCCGCUUCAGGGAAAGCGGUAACAGGAGAGAGAGGUUGUCGGCGGGAUGGUAUAAGUAAAGAAGAGAUUACAAAGGACCCAAUACCAAGGAUGGAAUACUCAUCAUCACUAGCUGAAGUACUAAGUGUUUUGGACCAAGAAGGUUAUUUUGGAAUAAGCAAGGAGCAAAGAAAGAUGCUGAAGAAGAAGCCUAUAAUUCCUCUUGUGGGAGAUCUCUUGUUCUCAAGGAAGAAAAGUUCCUCCACCACCAACCACUACCCUCCUUACGCCGCUUCCCAGGCAUAUCAUAGCUAGAAAUGAAACUGGGUCGACGUUGUUUCUCCUUUUUCUCUUUGUUUUUUGUUUUGUAGAAGCCAAAAUAUGUUCUGCAAUUUUAUCAAUCAGUGUGCAACCUGAUCUUAAUGUUCUUUUUGUUUUUCACCCGGAUCUUGUAAUAAAGUGGCUUAUACUUUAGCUCAA
Molecule: messenger RNA, 896 nt
Organism: Nelumbo nucifera (sacred lotus)
Lineage: Eukaryota; Viridiplantae; Streptophyta; Magnoliopsida; Proteales; Nelumbonaceae
Source: RefSeq, a predicted model, not a curated record